UACAGAGAGGGGAGCCGAGACCCUCGGAACGCCCCACGCAGAGCCCCCCCCCGCCAGCCAGGAGAGGGGUGCGCGGACCCCCCAGAGCUGCCUCCGCCCCCUCCCAUUACGGGCUCCGAGAGCUCAGCCUGAACGCCUUAGCCUGCUCACCCAGCGUGGCCCCCCAACCCGCGUACACCCCCCUCCCCGGGUCCGAGGGCGACUUGCGAAGCACCUCGGCGCGGAGGCAGGGAACCCGAGCCUUGGAUCGACCCAACCCCUCGUCUCGCUGCCCACCCGCGCCUGGAACGGGGCGCGGAGAUCCCUGCGAAGUCAAAGACCGAACAGCGGAGAAAAGAAGCGGCAGGCGGCGGACGUGGCCACGAAGCGGCGCGCCGGGGUGCAGCGCACCCGCCGCGGAACAGUGGAGCCGCGCCUUCCCCCAACCCUCGCGUCAACCCCGGGCGCCCGCCGCCUCCUCAGCCCUGCUGAGCUCUCGGCUAGGGGGCCGGCACCGGUGAUGCCGAGCGGAGCCUCCAGUCCUCCGACUCACUGAAGAAGCAGUAGCCGCUUGCUCAGGGCCGACGGAGACUGCGAGCGGAUCGUGCUUGGCUGUGGCUCGGGCUGCGGAGCGCGGGGACUCCGGGGGGAGGGGGGAGGGACCGAUCUGUCCGUGCCCCGGCGCCAGCCACGGCUUUGAAGGGUCUCCCAACCCGGCCCCUUAGCAGCUCCGCCACUGACUCCGGGAGGCUUCGGGCAGCGUCCAGGGGCUCCCCACCCGACCCGAUCGGACUUAAGAAGGUGAUCGCUCUCCUCUCCCUCCCUCCUUCCCGCUUCCUUCCCCCCACAUAACUUUUUGUCUUCACUUGUCCUCAGCUCCAUCCCUGCCCGCAAACCCACCCGCGGCUUUGCCAACCACCCGGAGCAUGGGCCCCCCAACACGAAUCUUGGAGGCCCCGCGGCGCCGCAAGAUAUGAGAGGCUCGUGUCGGGCAGAGCGAGAGCUUCGGGAGAGGAGCUGAUAGCCCCUAGCCUUCACAAGCCAGGCGAGGUGGCGUUGCGCGCUGCGCUCCCGCGGUGCUGAACCUCCCGGAGCGCCCAACCCAAGGCCGGAACGAGUAGCUGGCCGGAGGCGCGCCGCGGAGAGCAGGCUGUCAUGCCCUAUUGAUCCCCCCGCCCCCCGCCAAGUAUGUUUGGGCUGGACCAAUUCGAGCCCCAGAUCAACAGCAGGAACGCUGGCCAGGGCGAGAGGAACUUUAACGAGGCCGGACUAAGCAUGAACGCCCACUUUAAGGCCCCGGCUUUCCACGCGGGGGGACCCCCUGGCCCCGUGGACCCUGCCAUGAGCGGGCUGGGCGAACCCCCGAUCUUGGGCGUGAACAUGGAGCCUUACGGCUUUCACGCGCGCGGCCACUCGGAGUUGCACGCGGGGGGGCUGCAGGCGCAGCCGGUGCAUGGAUUCUUUGGAGGCCAACAGCCUCACCACGGCCACCCGGGAGGUCACCACCCCCACCAGCAUCACCCCCACUUCGGGGGCAACUUUGGCGGGCCGGAUCCUGGGGCCUCGUGCCUGCAUGGAGGUCGUCUGCUCGGCUACGGCGGAUCGGCCAGCGGCCUGGGCAGCCAGCCGCCCUUCGCCGAGGGUUAUGAUCACAUGGCGGAGAGCCAGGGGCCGGAGAGCUUCGGCCCGCAGCGACCUGGGAACCUCCCGGACUUCCACAGUUCGAGCGCCUCCGGCCACGCCGUGCCUGCCCCAUGCUUGCCGCUGGACCAGAGCCCUAACCGAGCCGCCUCCUUCCAUGGCCUGCCUGCCUCCGGCGGGUCUGAUUCCCACAGUCUGGAGCCCCGGAGGGUGGCGAACCAAGGAGCCGUCGACUCGCUGGAAUACAAUUACCCGGCCGAGGCGCCCUCGGGACAUUUCGACAUGUUUUCCCCCUCCGAUUCCGAGGGGCAGCUGCCUCAUUAUGCAGCGGGUCGUCAAGUUCCCGGGGGCACUUUCCCGGGUGCCUCGGCCAUGCCCAGAGCUGCUGGCAUGGUGGGCUUAUCCAAAAUGCACGCCCAGCAGCAGCAGCAGCAGCAGCAGCAACAGCAACAGCAACAGCAGCAGCAGCAGCAGCAGCAGCAGCAGCAGCAGCAGCAGCAGCAGCAGCAGCAGCAGCACAGCGUGUUCUUCGACAGGUUCGGAGGGACCCGCAAGAUGCCAGUGGGUCUGGAGCCUGGAGUAGGUUCCAGGCACCCGUUAAUGCAGCCUCCCCAGCAGGCCCCGCCGCCCCCUCAGCAGCAGCCCCCGCAGCAGCCACAGCAGCCGCCGCCGCCGCCGCCGCCGCCGCCGCCGCCUGGGCUUCUGGUCCGACAAAAUUCGUGCCCGCCUGCGCUCCCGCGGCCCCAGCAGGGCGAGGCGGGCACGCCCAGCGGCGGCCUGCAGGACGGGGGCCCCAUGCUGCCAAGUCAACACGCGCAGUUCGAGUACCCUAUCCACCGGCUGGAGAACCGGAGCAUGCACCCUUAUUCCGAGCCUGUAUUCAACAUGCAGCACCCUCCACCGCAGCAGGCGCCCAACCAGCGGCUGCAGCAUUUCGACGCACCCCCCUACAUGAAUGUGGCCAAGAGGCCGCGCUUUGACUUCCCGGGCAGCGCGGGAGUGGACCGCUGCGCUUCGUGGAACGGCAGCAUGCACAACGGCGCUCUGGACAACCACCUUUCGCCCUCCGCCUACUCGGGCCUACCCGGCGAGUUCACGCCACCUGUGCCCGACAGCUUCCCCUCGGGGCCACCCUUGCAGCAUCCGGCCCCGGACCACCAGUCCCUGCAGCAGCAGCAGCAACAGCAACAGCAGCAACGCCAAAAUGCUGCCCUCAUGAUCAAGCAGAUGGCGUCGCGGAAUCAGCAGCAGCGGCUGCGCCAGCCCAACCUGGCCCAGAUAGGCCACACUGGAGACGUGGGCCAGGGCGGCCUGGUACACAGCGGCCCAGUGGGUGGCUUGGCCCAGCCGAACUUUGAGCGCGAAAGCGGCGGCGCGGGCGCCGGGCGCCUGGGCACGUUCGAGCAGCAGGCUCCGCACUUGACGCAGGAGAGUGCGUGGUUCCCAGGUCCGCACCCACCGCCGGGUGACCUGCUGCCCCGCAGGAUGGGAGGCUCAGGCCUGCCCGCUGACUGCGGCCCGCACGACCCCGGACUGGCGCCGCCCCCUCCGCCUGGUGGCUCGGGGGUGCUGUUCCGGGGCUCUCUGCAGGAGCCGCUAAGGAUGCCCGGAGAGGGCCAUGUGCCUGCGCUGCCCUCCCCUGGCCUGCAGUUCGGGGGCAGCCUGGCCAGCCUGGGCCAACUGCAGUCGCCCGGGGCUGGGGUGGGGCUGCCCAGCGCACCCUCCGAGCGCCGGCCCCCGCCGCCUGAUUUCACAGCGCCCGCACUCGGAGGCCAGCCUGGCUUCCCGUUCGGCGCAGCGAACCGGCAGGCCACGCCGCACAGCGGCCCAGGCGUGAACUCGCCCCCGAGCACGGGCGGGGGCGGCGGCAGCACAGGCGGCGGCGGCGGCAGCGGGGGCGCAUACCCGCCGCAGCCUGAUUUUCAGCCUAGCCAGCGCACCUCGGCCAGUAAGCUGGGCGCACUCUCACUGGGCUCCUUCAACAAGCCUAGCUCCAAGGACAACCUGUUCGGCCAGAGUUGCCUGGCUGCACUUUCCACCGCCUGCCAGAACAUGAUCGCCAGCCUCGGGGCUCCCAACCUCAACGUGACCUUCAACAAGAAGAACCCGCCCGAGGGCAAGAGGAAACUGAGCCAGAACGAGAACGACGGUGCGGCGGUGGCCAGCAACCCAGGAUCGGAUUACUUCCCGGGAGGGACUGCUCCUGGGGCCCCAGGGCCCGGAGGCCCGUCGGGGACCAGUAGCAGCGGUUCCAAACCCUCCGGGCCGCCUAAUCCGCCCGCCCAGGGGGACGGCACCAGCCUCUCCCCCAACUACACCCUGGAAUCAACGUCGGGGAACGAUGGCAAGCCGGUCCCCGGGGGAGGCGGCCGGGGCCGGGGUCGCAGAAAAAGGGACAGUGGUCACGUGAGCCCCGGGACCUUCUUCGACAAGUACUCGGCGGCGCCGGACAGCGGGGGCGCGCCUGGGGUGAGCCCAGGGCAACAGCAGGCUCCAGGAGCAGCCGUCGUCGGGGGAAGCUCCACGGGCGAGGCACGCGGGGCGCCUACGCCUCACGAGAAAGCGCUCACCUCGCCGUCGUGGGGGAAGGGGGCCGAGUUGCUCCUGGGGGACCAGCCGGACCUUAUGGGGUCCCUGGACGGUGGGGCCAAGUCGGACGGUAGUUCCCCGCACGUGGGCGAAUUCGCCUCGGACGAGGUGAGCACCAGCUACGCCAACGAGGACGAGGUGUCAUCCAGCUCCGAUAAUCCCCCAGCCCUGGCCAAAGCGAGUAGGAGCCCCCUGGUGACAGGCUCGCCCAAACUCCCUCCCCGUGGGGUGGGCGCGGGGGAACAUGGACCGAAGGCACCCCCACCCCCGCUUGGCCUGGGCAUCUUGUCUACCUCUACCUCGACCCCUGACAGCUACGGCGGCGGGGGCACACCGGGCCUGGAGCAGGUCCGGACCCCGACGAGCAGCAGCGGUGCACCGCCACCCGACGAGAUCCACCCACUGGAGAUUCUCCAGGCACAGAUCCAGCUGCAGAGGCAGCAGUUCAGCAUCUCUGAGGACCAGCCCCUAGGGCUCAAGGGUGGCAAGAAGGGUGAGUGUGCCGUCGGGGCCUCCGGCGGCGUGCAGAAUGGCGACAGUGAGCUGGGCAGCUGCUGCUCCGAGGCGGUCAAGAGCGCCAUGAGCACCAUCGAUCUGGACUCGCUGAUGGCAGAGCACAGCGCCACCUGGUACAUGCCGGCUGACAAGGCUUUGGUGGACGGCCCAGAGGACGACAAGACGCUGGCGCCCUGGGAGAAGGCCAAACCCCAGAACCCCAACAGCAAAGAAGCCCUCGACCUUCCUGCGAACAAGGCCUCGGCAACCCAGCCCGGCAGCCACUUGCAGUGCCUGUCUGUCCACUGCACAGACGAUGUGGGCGAUGCCAAGGCCCGAGCCUCCGUGCCCACCUGGCGGUCCCUGCACUCCGACAUUUCCAACAGAUUCGGGACAUUCGUGGCUGCCCUAACUUGAAUUGACAAGAAAUACCCUCUCCCCAACCAGGCCCUUCCCUCCCCCAUCUCUCUCCACUCCCCCCUCCACCAGUCCCCAACCCCCACCCCACCCUGUUAAUUUGAAAGGGCCACUAUUGCUGAGUGGAUGAUUUUUUUUUAGGUUGGUACCUGCUUAGUGGCAUAUGGACCGGAAAGGGUUAAUUUAAAGGGAAAAAAAACCUCAAAAAAUUUUUUUAAAAAAGAAACUCAUCUGCCACGGUAUGUUACCAGUGUUAACCCUUCUGCAGUUAGCAAACUUUUGCUGAAGCCUUUUUCUUGCUAGAUAAUUCCCACUUUUCUGUAAUCUUGGCAUACGGUUUUUAGAUGACCUCUUUCCUUGUUUUAUUUUCGUGCUGCUGUAUGUCCAAGUAUUGUUAUUUCAUAAUAAGACAAGAGUUGCUUUCCUUUUUUGUUCUCUUUUAGUCCUGUUCCUUCCCAUCUCCCCCUCCCCCUGCCUGUUUUUUUUUUUUCCCCUUUUCCUUUUUUGCUUUGUUCACUGCUUAUUAAAAUGGAAAUCCUGGAGAAUAGUAGUUCUGGAAUAUUGGCGGGUGAGAGUCAAAUUGUCAUCACAAUAUUAUCUAUUGACACCCAACUGUCAUCAGUCAGGCAGGAGCCAAACAAUUAAUGCCCCCCUUAGGUAUUCCGCCUGGGAUUUUGUUUUGUCUGUUCCCUAAGAAAAUAGAGAUAUAUAUUUUCGUUCCUACCAACACAUGCUCAGCCUUCAGCUCCGUUCUCUCUUCUGCGGGAAGCUGCCUUUCACUGCGAUGGAGGUGAUGACGUGUCCAGCCCGCUCCGCGGGAAGGAGCCGGAAUGUUCGACAGUGGUGUUUUCUCUCCUUUUCUGGGCCUCUGCACAAAUGCCCAGACGCUGAAUUUUCACGCUGUGCCGAGCAGCCCUGGGCCGCGUGGGGAUGGUGCCCGUCCAACUUACAGAGUCUCCGGGAGCUCCAGGCUGUCAUCCCUGCCACAGCCGGGCCGCCUGCGUCUUGGGUGCUGGAGUUGAAGGAUCAGUUCUCAGCCCUGACCUUUCCUGAUUUCUGUUCCCAGCCAAGCAUCAGGGGAAGAAGGAGUGGAGAUGGGUUAUCUCCCUGACUUCUCCCUUUCCGUCUCCCCUCCAACCUGCACAGCCCCCAGUCCCUGGGAGGGACCAGGCUUUUGCCAGCACUUUUCCAGGCGCUUGUUGAGUGAAGGAGCCCCCAGGCUCAGCCUGCCAAGCCCCCCCGCCCACCUUCUCCAUGCCUGGGUGUAUUCUUUGCAGGGGUUUGCAGACUUCUAAGGGCCUGAGGAGGGAGAAAGGGACUGUAAUGAGUGACCUUGAUUCUUGGGUCUUUUUUGAACCCCAGAAUUCCACCCCCACCUUCCUUUUGAUUUAAUCUCACCCUGUUGCAAAACCAGAACCACGUCCCAUGUGUCUCGUGAGGGAAUAACUUCUUUGAGCAGCGGUGAGGGAGGGCUGGGUGAAGAGGGCGGCGGAGCAGGGCUCCUGGACCCAGCUGAGGCCUGUUACCUGGUCGCCUCAUGGUGGUGGUCAGCAGUCACGGUUGGGGGGGCGCCCAGCGUUGUCAGGGGGCGGGGGCAUCUUUGGGUGCUAUGGAUGACUCCAGAGGGCUUGUAUGCCUCAUGGUGGGUGCUGGGGGCAUGCAGAUUCCAGGGUGGGUCAGACAAGAAGUGACUGCUAUCACUUCACCCAAAUGGGUAACUCUUCUAUUUUAUUUCAGUUUCUGUUAACGAGCAUCUUACUAAAUGCUCCAUUUUGAGCCUUGCGCCCCCUCCAUCCUCCCCUGCUGACCCCGCCCCAUGUCCCCAGAGUUUGCAGACCCGGCUUUUUUUUAACAAGUGACCUGAAGGCUUUGGGCUCCCCAUACAACACCCACAUUGUUUAUUUCAAAGAACUUUUCAGCAAAGGGAGAAGAGCAUCCAGAAAAAUCUUGCUCUUUCUAGUCCCUCCUCCCAUCUUUCCUUCAGCCAGCCCUCUUGGCUCGGGCCUGAGUCUGCACGGUCCAAGGUUCCUGCAUGGGCAGCCUGAGAAGGGCUGACCCUGGCCCCCACAGAGCGCAGGCAGAAGCAGGCGGUGUGAACCGAUCUGCGAGAAGGUGGGAGUUGACUCAGUUCCUGGGUUCUGCCACCAAAGGAGAGAAAAGGGGAGGGAACGUGCCCCCUGUUACGGGCUGCAGGCGCGUCAGUCACAGUCUGAGCAAAACUCCUCACCCCUCUGAUUCCACAAUGUACAGCUGUUUGAGAGCUUCAUCCUUUUAUUCCUCAAACAGGAAUGAUUUCUCCUUAAUUGCUUAAGGCCGGGGAGCAAAGUGUCUUGACUUGUCUUUGACUUUUCUUGUGUUGAGUCCAUCAGCACACGACCAUCAGCUCGUGGUCCUGGCAGCCUCAGAAAUCCCUGAAGAUUUAAACGUUCUCGCUCCCCACGACCCCAGAAAGGAACAGCUUUAAAAAUAGCCUUAAGCAAAAGGAUGUUAUUUCAUUAAAUUUGGUUUAAUGGAAAGAAUAAAAGCAAAUUAAAAACACACCCAAUCCACCAGACUCCAAACACUGGUAAUCGGUACUGCAUAGCAAACUCUUCGGGAAAGAAUAUGAAAACGUUAUUGCACAUGUAAAAUAUGAGAACUUAACUCUGCUGUGUGUUAGGCAAUCCUGUAAUCUUUUUUGACUCUUAAAAGAAAUUCAUUUCUGAAAUGCUUGGUUGGAAGACUGUGACAAUAGCUCAUGAAAUUGAGUGUUAUUUUUUUCUUUCUUUUUUAAAAAAAAAUAUGUAAAGUGCAGUCUUCUGUAUUCAUGCAUAUUGUAUAUACCUGUAUAUGUUUUCCUGAGCAGCUAAAUAACAAUAAAUAUGACGUUAAU
Camelus dromedarius (Arabian camel) is the source of this 7993-nucleotide messenger RNA. RefSeq names its product MN1 proto-oncogene, transcriptional regulator (gene MN1). The coding region runs from base 1168 to 5121 and encodes 1317 amino acids. The record is from RefSeq and is a predicted model, not a curated record. Lineage: Eukaryota; Metazoa; Chordata; Mammalia; Artiodactyla; Camelidae. Gene Ontology annotation, biological process: regulation of DNA-templated transcription. The transcript has 2 exons.